This is a messenger RNA of Cuscuta campestris, 3035 nucleotides long. Lineage: Eukaryota; Viridiplantae; Streptophyta; Magnoliopsida; Solanales; Convolvulaceae. The record is from the annotation of a GenBank genome assembly.
GCGUAACCCCCAUCGCCGGAAGGCUUCUGUGCGAAGCUUCGAAUGUUCAUUUCCGGCAGUACAACUACAAUCUUUUCCCUCUAUCUCAAUCUUCCUUGUGAUCGGCGUUCUACGCCGGUUACAAAUUCCGAUCGUGGAGAUAAUAUUAAUAACAAGGUAGGUCGAAUAAAACGAACCAUUUUUGGCUCGCAUUACGAGCUUGGGUUCCCGGAAUCGAUAAGCUCGAAAUUCCCUGAUGAAGUUCCGGUGGGUUCAUGUGUGGGUCUCCGUUCUGGUGUGCAUAAUCUUUUCAAGCUCGGCGAACGACUUUUUCAGCUCCACUGAUCUGAAAUCAGAUGGGGUCAACGUCAAUCGAGCUGCACCUGCACGUCGCUCGUUGCUUUCUGAUCCAAACAGGGAAUCUGAAACUGCCCUAAUUGCUGCCCUGGAUGGAACAAUUUACCUAUUCGAUGUUACCAGUAAAAAACCAAUCUGGUCAUUUACAUCUGGUCCGCCAAUUUACUCUGCACACCAGUCUCCUAUUCACAAGGAAAGUACAUCCGAGAUAGGAAGUGGUUACUUCAUCGAUACUGGAGCUGGGGAUGACUGGGAACUUUAUGCACACAAUGGACUGGGGAAACUGAAACUCAAAAAGAGUAUCGAAGCUUAUGUUAGUUCAACGCCUCAAAUAGCAGAAGAUGGAGGAGUUGUUUUAGGGUCUAAAAGAAGUACUGUGUUCCAAGUUGAUGCAAAUACUGGAAGGCUAAUUUCUACAUAUACAAUGCCGGGUUCUCCAGAAGGCACUGUUAAUGAAGAGUCUAAUAUUCACUAUAAAAGCACCGAUUGGAAGCAGGGGCUGCCUGGAUCUGUGGAUGUAAAACACGAUGAAUCACCACUCUACAUUACAAGAACAGAUUAUGCAUUGGUGUCUUUUGUUCCAAACUCAAAUGAGGUUCUGUGGAACGUGACAGUUGCUGAAAUUGGGGCAGCUUUUCUUUGCCAAGGUAUAGAUGAUCCAUCUGCUGGGGUUAAUUUGGAUUCAAGAUCUGUUGAUGAAUCUGGUACUCAAUUCAAUAUGCCAUUGCCGUGUAACUCAUGGGCUCAAGUGCAUCGCUUUCGCGGUCCAAAUUUACUAGAACGAUUGUCUAGUCCCAAUUGGUUGCCCGAGGCUCAUAAUCCUGACAAGACACCAUCAAAACUUAUUCUACCUUCACAACCCAAUGUUGACAAAAUUAGUAAGCUUCUUCUAUCUUCACCUUACACUGGUUUAUAUCCAGACAAUCAUGGUGAAAAUGGACAAAGAAUGAAAGGCACUAGGAAGCUUAUCAAUGAUAGACUAAGUGUGCUUUCUGAAAGAUUUAGCAUGUUUACUCUACUCAUUUUCACUUUUAUGCUUGUGGGAACCAUUUCUCGCAAUUAUCUAGUUCGACGUCCCAUUAGUUUAUUGGAGGAAAAUGUAACUCCCAAAAAAAAGAAAUCAAGAAAGUCUGCAAAGAGUGGAGGCAGUGUAGUGAAAAAGGAUGAAGGUGUUGCAAAAAAGGCAGAUAUUGAGAGUGGUAACAGCCUGUUGUCAAACCUGAACCAUCAAACUUCACACAAUGUAGAUGGACGGACAAUUGGUAAAUUAUUUGUGUCAAGUAAGGAGAUUGCUAAGGGAAGCAAUGGGACAGUUGUUUUUGAAGGAAUCUAUCAAGGCCGUUCAGUUGCCGUGAAGCGGCUAGUCAGGGCCCACCAUGAUAUUGCUUUUAAAGAGAUUCAGAAUCUUAUUGCAUCAGAUCAACAUCCAAAUAUUGUCAGGUGGUAUGGAGUUGAGCAAGACCAAGAUUUUGUUUAUCUGGCAUUAGAGCGCUGCAUUUGCAACUUAAAUGAUCUUAUCCAGAUCUGCUCUGUCUCUUUUGAAAAUAAUGAUAUUAACAAGGGUGUGGAUGCUGAAUCUUUGCGCUAUAGGAUCCAUUUGGAUUCUCUGAAACAUGAUGUUCAGGGUAUUUAUUUGUGGAAAGAAAACGGCUAUCCUUCAGAUACAUUACUCAAGUUGUUGAGGGAUGUGGUCUCUGGGCUCGUCCAUCUACACGAGUUAGGAAUUAUUCAUCGAGAUCUGAAGCCCCAAAAUGUAUUAAUAACCAAGGAAAGAGUAUUGUGUGCUAAAGUUUCUGAUAUGGGUAUAAGCAAGUGCCUUACUGGGGAUAUGUCUUCUCUAGGCCAUCAUGCAACAGGUCAUGGAAGCCCAGGAUGGCAAGCUCCAGAACAGCUUCUUCAAGGGCGUCAAACACGUGCAUUAGAUUUAUUUAGUCUGGGAUGUGUUCUAUUUCAUUCAAUUAGUGGUGGUAGCCAUCCCUUCGGUAGCCCUAUGGAACGUGACAUCAAUAUUACAAAGAAUAAAAUUGACCUUUUCUUGGUGAACCAUAUACCCGAAGCUAUGGAACUCUUCUCUCGUUUAUUAGAUCCUAAUGCUGAAAUGAGGCCAAAGGCAGUAGAGGUUCUUCUUCAUCCUUUCUUUUGGACCUCAGAGAUGCGAUUGGCAUUUCUUCGUGAUGCUAGCGAUAGGUUAGAACUAGAAGACAGAGAGACCGGUUCUGUUAUAUUAAAAGCACUGGAAGGGACAUCACGGGUUUCCGUGUGUGGAACAUGGGACUCAAAGAUGGACCCCAUUCUCCUCAAAGAUAUAGGCCGCUUCCGGCGGUACAAGUUUGACAGUGUCCGCGACUUGCUCAGGGUCAUACGUAACAAGUCAAAUCAUUACAGAGAGCUUCCUACAGAUAUUCAGGAACUUUUGGGGCCAUUGCCAGAAGGAUUUAAUGCCUAUUUCACUAGCCGCUUUCCUCAACUGCUUAUUCAGGUUUACAAAGUUGUGUCCACGCACUGUAGGGAAGAAGAACUCUUCCAGAAAUACUUCACAAACUCAGCAUUGUAAUGUCUUCUGACUAUAUAUAUAUAUACUCUUUACGCUGCACAUUACUUGUUUAAUGCCUGUAACAUUUCCUGUACAUAAUGACUGUACAUGAGGGCGUGUGUAUGCAGAACAUGCCCCUAGUUGGAAGUAAAGAGAUUGUUUUGAA